AUGGCAGGACAAAGUUCUGAUGCUUGUCCUUCUGAGUCCUCUAGCAUCUCUGGCACCUCCCAAGGGAUUGAUAACAACACAAGGGACAAUGAUCUAGCUUCUGAACCGGACCAAGCCUCAAAUUCCAAUAAUAAUAUGGAAAGGAUAUUGGAUUUUGUGAAGCUCUCCAACAACGAUGUUUCAUCGAUUCGUUGUUCUUCCAACGUGAAAGAGCUCGAUUUUUUCAACACUGGGAAGAGGGUGAUGGGAUCAUCGUCAACUUGGACUAAUAAUAAUGUUGACGAAGGAAAAGAUGAAAACACUGAAGAAAAAGAAAGGACUUCAGAGCCGAAAACUUUCUCUUGCAAUUUUUGCAAGAGAGAGUUCUCGUCCUCUCAAGCCCUUGGUGGGCACCAAAAUGCCCACAAACAAGAGCGUGCGAUAGCGAAACGUCGCCAAGGGAUGGACACGGGUGCUUUUGGUCACCCUCACUUUCCAUAUUACCCUUACCAUAGCUUUUCCACACCAUCUUUAUAUGGGUCCUAUAACAGGACACUUGGGGUAAGAGUGGAGUCUAUGAUUCACAAACCUUCUUAUCCUUGGUCUGCUGGUCUUAGGUUUGGUCGUAAUCAUAAUUGGUCAACGCAGGGGAUUCUAGGUUCAUCAUCAUCAUUAGCACUUGAUAGGUUAAGUAUUGAGGGUUUACAACCAAAUAAUGAAGUAGGUGGGGUUAGUGGAAUUCAAGCAAGUUCUUCAAAUUUGAGAAAAGAAGAUGAUAAUGAUGGUAAUGGAACUACUUCCCAAUUAGGAGAUUCUUCUACCAACAAUGUUGAUACAAGUCUCACUCGCCAUGCAAAGGAUGAUCAGGAUACCAAGCCAGAUAAUGAACCCUCUAGUUCCGAGUCUCCAGGGCUUGAUUUGUCACUUAAGCUUUAA
Molecule: messenger RNA, 915 nt
Organism: Arachis stenosperma
Lineage: Eukaryota; Viridiplantae; Streptophyta; Magnoliopsida; Fabales; Fabaceae
Product: zinc finger protein 4-like
Exons: 1
Coding region: 1-915 (304 amino acids)
Biological process (GO): negative regulation of abscisic acid-activated signaling pathway
Source: RefSeq, a predicted model, not a curated record